This is a messenger RNA of Cyprinus carpio (common carp), 1627 nucleotides long. RefSeq names its product transmembrane protein 60 (gene tmem60). The record is from RefSeq and is a predicted model, not a curated record. Lineage: Eukaryota; Metazoa; Chordata; Actinopteri; Cypriniformes; Cyprinidae.
CGCUGCGCGUGCAUCAACUUAGUCCUUCAAAAGAGAAGUUGUUUUGAAAACGCCAGUGUUCAAAUACACACAGUCCAGAAACAGCACAUCGGCUUUUAUUCAUAUAACUCUCUGACCAGAAGGCCAGCCGGGUUGUAUCAUCGAUCGACUUAAUGCUGUGCCCUUAGGCCAGCAUUUCAAAUGAACAUGUCUCUUGCUCAAAGAGUCCUCCUGACAUGGAUCUUCACACUUAUAUUCCUUAUUAUGCUAGUCCUGAAGUUGGACGGGAAGAUCUUUUGGAGCUGGUUCCUCAUCUUCCUUCCUGUCUGGACCUUUGAUCUUAUUCUCCUCCUCAUGCUCAUUGUCAAAAUGGCAGGCCGCUGCAGGCCGGGCUUUGACCCUCGCAACGGGGCGGAGAACUUGAAGAAGCGCGUGUGGUACCUCGUGGCCAUGCUGCUUAAACUGGCAUUUUGUCUGACGCUCUGUGCCAAAUUAGAUGGCCUAAUGGACAUCUUGGUGAGCUCGGUUUGCAUCCCUCUGUGGGCACUGCUCAUCGGAGCUAUGGCGGAACUGGGCUACAACGUUUUCCACUUCAGAAGAGACUGAACAUAUGAACGGUAUUCUUUGAAAGCCAGCAGAAGUCUUUACUGUAUUCUUCAGGAAUAAAGUUAUCUUGAAAGUAGAUGUUAUUCACAAAGAAGGGAAUAUAUAACGGACAAUAAGAAUGUACAGCUGUUUCGAGCUCUUUAUCAGGAAUUGCUUGUUUCUUUCAGGCUCAAGAGUGACUACGCUGAAUAGCCUACGUUUCAUGUUAACAGUGAUGCAGGGAGGGUUACAUAUUUUGGCUCAGUGGUGAGUUUCCCCUCGGGGGACUGAAAUGACUGAUUGUGAAUGUUGCUCAGAAUAUUUAUUGCAUUUUAGUGAAACACUGAGAUCAUUAGCGGCAUACCAUAAUGGACAUUUGAAAAAUAAGCGUUAACGUGCUGCAUACACACUGUUUGUUCAACCAGUACUGUAACACAACAUGGUUUGCUUACAGAAAAGACAUGCAUUCUAUAAUAAUGGUGUAUAUUUAUGAAUCUGCGUUUCUUUAUUAUACACUUAUGUUUUGCUUUGCAGAACUUACAUAAUAAAUGUUUACAAAAUGUAAUUUUAAUUUUCUCCUGUGCAGAGUGUGUAAAUAAUAAUAAAAAGUAAUAACAGCAUUCUUGUAAUUAAAAGAUACAUGUUUAUCUUCUUUAUAACAAGUAUGUUCAGUAAGUGCACAGUCAUUAUAUUUACAAAUGUUUCAAAGAUCAUGCGGAAAAGGUGUUACAAUUCAGCAGGGAGCAAAAUGAGUAUUUCUAGAAGAAAUUUAGCAAUUUAUUCAUUAGUUAAUUUUAUGACCCUCUUUUUUUAACUGAAAUUGACAUUUCCUCUUAGAAAGAGUCGUCUGUCUUUUUGGGGUGUACAUACAUACAAUGUUAGAAAAUAACACUUAUUGUUAUUUCAAAAUUCCUACAAUGUACAAUGAAAAUAAUUACAGAUGCUUUUAUUCAGCUGGUAAAAUCCAGCUAUUUGUAUUUAAAAAAAUAAAAUAAAAAUAAAAAAACAGGCAUCUGAAAUUCUGCAAAUAUCCAUGUAAACAUAGUCAUGGAUUGGCCCAGAC